CUCGCGAGUACUGCUCCUGGAGUCCUGACUGAAGCUGGGGAGCGCGGGUCUCUGUGGCGCGAACUGACUGGGCGUUUCCAUUGUCGGCCUUUCACUACAGGAGCCAUAUAUUGAAGAUAAUGUCCGGAAGCUUCUACUUUGUAAUUGUUGGCCACCAUGAUAAUCCAGUUUUUGAAAUGGAAUUUUUGCCAGCUGGGAAAGCAGAAUCCAAAGAUGAUCAUCGUCAUCUGAACCAAUUCAUAGCUCAUGCGGCUCUUGACCUUGUGGAUGAAAACAUGUGGCUUUCAAACAAUAUGUAUUUGAAAACUGUGGACAAAUUCAAUGAGUGGUUUGUGUCAGCAUUUGUCACUGCAGGGCAUAUGAGAUUUAUUAUGCUUCAUGAUAUAAGGCAAGAAGAUGGAAUCAAGAACUUCUUUACUGAUGUCUAUGAUUUAUAUAUAAAGUUUGCAAUGAAUCCAUUUUAUGAACCCAAUUCUCCAAUUCGAUCAAGCGCAUUUGACAGAAAAGUUCAGUUUCUUGGGAAGAAACAUCUUUUAAGCUGAAUGCAGAAAAAUUCUGAAGUAAACAGUGUCACCACAAUGGGGUAUGCUCAGGAAUGUAUACAUUGUAAGUAACUUGAUUAAAUAGUCUGGAAAACUUUUACUUGUCUCAGUUUAUCUAAAUCUAAUAGAAUUUCUUUAUAAAGUAGUUACAUUCUGUUUCAUGUGGAUUAUCAACAAUUUGUUUGUGAAAUGUUAUUUAUAAAGAGCUUUUUAUCAAUAAUCUUAAUAAAUCGAAAAUAAGCUUUUGACUUUCCUGAUCUUGAUAUAACAAUUCAUUAAAAAACAAAAAAGUCAAGAUUGGGUAGACAAAAAGAUUCUCCAGAAGUGAAUGAGCUUGAUAGCACAUACAUUGACUGUAUAUUUGGAGAUGUUAUAAAACUUUAUAGUACAUAGUAUUACUCAAGAAGCUGAAGCAGAAAGAUUUGCAGUGCUAAAUGUUGCAUGCCUGCCUCUGUCAGAGGGUAGGAAUAGGAUCCUACUAUAGUUCUAGAAUCCUGGACCCAUGUAUGCAAAAUAGACCAGUUAUAGGCCACAGUGAAACAUAUUGCCUCCAUGUCCUUAUGUUCUUAUAGUUCCUCUCUCUGAAGACAGUAAACUAAGGGUUAAAUGGACCUGUUGAUCUCUAUUGUAAAAAACUGUAAUGCAAUUUAAGAAAUGUUAUUAAAGAAAAGUUUAGAUUACAUUAACAUUUGCAGUUGGCCUUUUUGGCUAUACACUGGGGGGACCAGGAAUGGUCUUUCCUGUCCUUUAAUAGUGUCUGAUUUGACUGUAAAAUAGUAAAUAUACAAGGAAGAGCAAGUAAUAGAACUGGAGUCUUUUUUUGUAUGUGUGCUAAUUGUGAGCAUAUCUGAAUAACUUUUGAGCAAGUAAUUCUAAGCUUGGUCUUAUAUUCUGUUAUGAAGUUGCUACUGGCAUUUUUUUUUACUCUAUUUAUUUAAUAUCUUAAAUAAAGCUGUAUGUUCAAUAUU
Marmota flaviventris (yellow-bellied marmot) is the source of this 1510-nucleotide messenger RNA. NCBI's taxonomy places the organism in Eukaryota, Metazoa, Chordata, Mammalia, Rodentia, Sciuridae. The record is from RefSeq and is a predicted model, not a curated record.